This is a messenger RNA of Pistacia vera, 910 nucleotides long. RefSeq names its product probable NAD(P)H dehydrogenase subunit CRR3, chloroplastic. Gene Ontology annotation, cellular component: NAD(P)H dehydrogenase complex (plastoquinone); chloroplast thylakoid membrane. The transcript is spliced from 3 exons. Gene Ontology annotation, biological process: photosynthetic electron transport in photosystem I. The record is from RefSeq and is a predicted model, not a curated record. The coding region runs from base 38 to 454 and encodes 138 amino acids. NCBI's taxonomy places the organism in Eukaryota, Viridiplantae, Streptophyta, Magnoliopsida, Sapindales, Anacardiaceae.
CCUAUCUUGAACUGAAACCAGACCCUCGAACUCCAUCAUGUAUUGCUUAUCCUGCAGCCAUUACACAACUCUAGCUUCUCUUACCAAUAACUCUUCUUCUACUUCUCCUCAGACCAACCAUCCCACAAACCCUCCUUCACGUAAACCUAAAAUCCCCAGAAAAAAUAACUCACAGCAGCAGAAACAGCUCCAACUUAUGGAGAUUGAACGAGCCAUCGGUGCUGGCACUUUUCGUGACAAUGAACCCAGGGACUUGGAGAAGCAGAAGAAGAUAGUAUUUAAUGGGAUUUUGCCAGAUCUUAGUGGCGUAUUUGAAGGACCUGUUGAGAAGCAGCUUCGUGAGACUGGAGAGUGGUUUUCUAGUCACACCGAGAAACGCCUCCGAUCCUCCAGUAUUGAUUUUUCUCUUAUUUCAUCAAUCUUUCAGAAAAGGAAUUCUGAUGCUGUUGAUUAAAUGGAUUCUUCCCAUAUGGACUUUGUCACUCCUGUUGGCUCUUGCAGCCACAAAGCUUGCAUAGACCAUACCAUUCAUGGAUGAUCUCAUUAUAUGAACAUGGAAGUAAUUCAAGCCUUCUCUCCAAUGUAGUUACUUCUUGUACAGAACUACGAAUCAUCCGCCGGCUUCUCGCACGAUAUCAGAUAGAAAUAUGAUUACAAAAUGUUAAUCUCUUUUUUCAAGAACUUCCCUGGUGAGUUCCAUUGCCAAAACUUUGUAUGGUAUUAUGUUAUCAGGUUAUAGUGACCGCCUUCCGUUAAUGAAAGUCCGGAUUUCAAAAAAUAUGGACGUCUGCACCUGAAAAAUCUUGUCUGAUUAUAAAUGUAAUGCAUAAUUGCAAUUCACUUGUUAAGCUUAUGUCUGGCAUCUCAUUAUAAUCUAAAAUCCAGAUCCUAGAGUUUCAAUUUGUAUUUA